Messenger RNA from Schistocerca piceifrons (Central American locust), 2197 nucleotides. RefSeq names its product UDP-glycosyltransferase UGT5-like. The record is from RefSeq and is a predicted model, not a curated record. NCBI's taxonomy places the organism in Eukaryota, Metazoa, Arthropoda, Insecta, Orthoptera, Acrididae. The transcript has 7 exons. Gene Ontology annotation, molecular function: UDP-glycosyltransferase activity. Bases 22 to 1653 code for a protein of 543 amino acids.
CGGAGCCGUUGAGUGAAGGAUAUGUCAGUAGCGUGUAAGCAGAUUACGAGACGAACAUGUUCUAGCCUCGUGUGCGACAUCCGGUCCAGCAUGGCGCUCACCGUCUUCGAGAACAAACUUUUCCUGUUUGUUGCGUUGACGUCGCUGAUAAAUGGAUGCGUCGCCUCCAAGAUAUUGGUGGUUGUUCCAGCGCCUUCCAUCAGCCACCAAAAGCCGUUCCAUAUCUUGACAAAAGCUCUGCUGCAAAGGGGACACCAAGUAACUCUAUUCACUGCAAAUCCUAUGAAUAUGUUGCACGAAAACCUGACGGAGAUCGACCUAUCUGUAGGCUACAAGAUAUUCAAGGAAGUGGACCUGGUAGAGGCGGCUAGGCAGACGCCUGUGGAGUCCCUCCCACUCAUUCGAGAGCCUGCAAAAACUUUUGUUCGUUGGCAGCUUAGCGAAACCGCUGUACAAGACUUCAUCAAGGGGAACCACACGUUUGACCUGGUCAUCAUGGAGCUCAUGCCGUUCCAGGCGUUCUACGGCCUGGUCCACAAAGUGGGAUCUCCACCGUUGGUCGGAAUGAUUACGCUGUCUGCUUUCGCACCCAAUUACCUCUCCCUGGGAAACCCAAUGAAUCCAGCAUACGUGCCAGACGUCUGGGUCGGCUACUCGGACCACAUGAACUUCUGGCAGCGCCUUUACAACACAUACUUCUACCUCGUGUUCUAUUACACGUGGUACUUCGAUAUACUGCCGAACCAGGAGGCCAUCCGGAGGGAAUAUUUUGGACCAGAUGGACCGUCAGUGUACGACACAAACCGUAACUUCAGCCUCUUCAUUCUCAACAACCAUUUCGCUACGGAAUACCCCCGUCCGCAUCUACCCAGCGUCGUAGAGAUAACUGGAAUUCACAUUGAGGCCCAGGCCACGCCACUGCCUAAGGACAUCCAGGAGUUCAUGGACGGAGCGGAACACGGAGUGGUCUACUUCAGUCUCGGCUCCAACGUCAAGAGUAAUUCGUUGCCUUGGGAGAAGAUACAGGCCUUCCUGGAUGCGUUUCGAGAGCUGCCGCAGCGAGUCCUUUGGAAAUGGGAGAACGACUCGUUGCCUGGACAACCAGAUAAUGUUAUGAUCAACAAGUGGCUGCCACAGCAGGGUGUCCUAAGUCAUCCGAAGGUCCGCCUCUUCAUCACGCAGGGAGGUCUUCAGAGCAUGAACGAAGCAACGUACCACGCAGUCCCGUUUCUUGCCAUCCCGUUCUUCUCUGACCAGGCGCACAAUGCAGCCAAGAUUGCGCAGGCGCAGCUGGGAGUCAGGCUGGACUUCGAGGACGUCACGAAAGAAACAUUGCUGCGCAGUUCGCGUUCAGUUCUGGAGGAUCCAAAGUACAAAGAAAACAUGAGGAGGAUGUCAGCAAUAUUCCGCGAGCACCAGGCUGACUCUUUGGAGCGCGCCGUGUGGUGGGUGGAGUACGUGAUACGUCACAAGGGGGCCCCACACAUGCGCAGUGCUGCCCUCGACCUGCAUUGGUGGCAGUUUCUGCUGCUCGACGUCAUCGCCUUCAUUCUGGUGGCAGCGACUGCGGUAGCUGGUGCCACGUUCUACCUCGUGCGGGAAGUGAUGGUGACGGUGAAGAAGGGUUUUAGACAGAAAGGAAAAAAGCAGUGACAGAUCCUCUGUGUUCUCUAACAAUAGAAUCCUAGUACACUUCAUCAGUGCUUGCGCCCAUUUCACAGCAUUCUUAUUUAAUUUUUGGACUGGAGUAAGUUAUUGUCUCAUAGAGCGCCUAGGAGUGUCCGUGCGUACAAGGGAAAAAUACCAUAUGUUAUUGUGAUGAUUUGAACACAAGAAAAAUAGUUGCUGUUUGAUUGCAGGAAAUUUUAUGUAUACAAAUGCAAACAAUUUAUUGACGGCCUGCUUAAAUGUUCCAUAUGUGUGCGAUCACGCUAAGAUAAUCAUCAUUAACCGUUCUGUGAUCUUUCUUUUAUAGUACAUCGUUGUACUUUUUGUAGUACACUGUUGUGUGUAUUCCCAUUGGACUACCACAGUUGAUACACAAGUUCAAGGGGAAUUUUCUAGAGUUCUUUAAGGGGUGAGUAGUGUUACUGCACAGUUCUGAUGCAUUACGCACGUUAGUCAUCAGGUAUCAAGUACAGGUAAAUUCUUUUCCGUGAACAUACAAUGUACUAUACUUAUCUUGGAAUAAAAUUCU